ACCCCUGCUGGUCAAAGACCAGAUUAAGAUCAACAGACUCGAGAAACAAGCUGAGGAAUUCCUCAGUGCAGUCCUCUACAAAAAAGAUGUCCCCAGCUUCUCGGACCUGCACAUUCCAGUAGUGGCUCGGGAGAUAAUGCAGAGGAUGAUCCGCCAGUUUGCUGCCGAAUAUACCUCAAAAAACAGCUCCUCUUCUCAGGACGUCCCCUCUGCCCCCAGCCCUGCUACCCAGGCCCACUCAGAUCAAAGCCUGCCACCUCCCCCCUCGCUGCCCCCUGCUGCCAGCCUUGGUGGUACUGCGACAUCCUCCGUACCCAGCCAGAACCCUGUCCUCUCCAAGCUGCUUAUGGCCGACCAGGACUCGCCUCUCGACCUCACUGUCAAAAAGCUUCCGCCACAGCCUGUAGAACAAGAUGGAGUCUUGGACCUGUCACUCAAAAAGGAACGGGCCAGAAGCAGCAUGUCAUCGCACCACAGCCCUCACCUUUCCCAGAUGUCCACUCUCAGAGGGCUGCACCCCUCUCUUGAGGAGGAGGGGGAGGGAAUCAAGCUGCUUGUGCUCUCGUUCAGAACGCGUUCCCUGAGAGCUGACGGACAGGCCGGGCUGCCUAUGAGGAGCCUGCAGGAUGGGAGGAGGAGGGAGAAUUUCGGCCACUCCGCCCCUUUAAAGCCCACCUCGCCACUCGGUCUCUUGCCGCACAUCAAACAGGAAGUGAACCAGGAUUCCGACACCGAGUUGUCUCCCAACCAGAACCAGACCUCCAGACCCUUCGACCACCUCUCUCUCUCUAGGUAUGGUUCUCCGUCCUGGGCCUCCAAGACUCACUUCGGGGCCCUCUUGAAGCUCCGGGCCAACAGCGGAGCCGGGGACCACCUCAAAGACCUACCGAGCCUGCUGGAGGCCGCGGGGCUCUUCAAGUCCCCCUCCUGUGGGAAGGCAAUCCUCCAGGAGGCCCGGCGAGACCAGGGGCUCUCCCUUUCUCACUCCCCGCCCGUUGACCUCAAAAUCCCCCAGGUGCGAGGCCUAGGAGGCCUGGGGGUGGACCUCUCCUGGGGCUCUCUGAGCUCUGAUUCCUACAGCCUCCCUAACCCCCACUGUGAGAACAGCCUGGGGAAGAGGCUGAGGUCCAUCCUGCCCAAACACGGUCGCCGGGGAAGCAGUGGAGGUCUGGACGGGCCUGUAAGAGAUGGGGAGUACUGGGGUUCAUCUGACGCAGACCGCCCUGCCUCUGGGGGGCAGUACCCUACCUCUGACCCUGAGGCAGACCUCUGCAACAAGCAGCCGAGGAAGAAGAGGGGAAGAUACCGUCAGUACAACACAGAGCUGCUAGAAGAAGCUAUAGAAGUGGUUAUGGGGGGGAAGAUGAGCGUGUCCAAGGCUCAGACCGUCUAUGGGAUCCCUCACAGCACUCUGGAGUAUAAAGUCAAGGAGCGCCUUGGCACCCUGAAACACCCGCCCAAGAAGAAGCUGAAGCUGAUGAGCCACAUGGAGGAACUGGAGGGUACGGAGGCCCCAGAGGGCAAAGAAGCUCUGGAUGCGCCUCUGGACCCCCAGGAGUCGCUGUGUGAGGGGAGACAGUCUGUGCCCAGAGAAAAUGGCAGGGAGCUGCUCGGCACAGGCCUCUCACCAGACAAGUGA
This is a messenger RNA of Salvelinus namaycush (lake trout), 1639 nucleotides long. RefSeq names its product ligand-dependent corepressor-like. Gene Ontology annotation, biological process: regulation of transcription by RNA polymerase II. Gene Ontology annotation, molecular function: DNA binding. The record is from RefSeq and is a predicted model, not a curated record. NCBI's taxonomy places the organism in Eukaryota, Metazoa, Chordata, Actinopteri, Salmoniformes, Salmonidae. Gene Ontology annotation, cellular component: nucleus. Bases 137 to 1639 code for a protein of 500 amino acids. The transcript has 5 exons.